Molecule: messenger RNA, 3000 nt
Organism: Lachancea lanzarotensis
Lineage: Eukaryota; Fungi; Ascomycota; Saccharomycetes; Saccharomycetales; Saccharomycetaceae
Gene: SET1
Product: LALA0S04e01288g1_1
Exons: 1
Coding region: 1-3000 (999 amino acids)
Cellular component (GO): Set1C/COMPASS complex
Molecular function (GO): protein binding; histone H3K4 methyltransferase activity
Source: RefSeq, a predicted model, not a curated record
AUGGAUGGUUACAGACGUGGUCGUGGUGGGCGGUUUGACCGCCCUGUGAGCCGGUAUCAUAACGAUUACAACAGUGUUCCCGCGUAUGGGAAGAGACAGAAUCACAAUCGACCACCUUGGAGAGAAGGCGUAAGCGGCGACCAUGGUAACAAGAGGGGUCUGUUUAUGGGCGAAACAUACUACCCGCGUCGAUCCAAACUGUCUGAGACCCCUUCUGCAGCCAUAAACGCGACGCGACGACCAUCUCCAGUAUUGAAAUACAAUAACGCGCAUUUUCAAGAACAAUAUCAUUAUUUUGACCCACAGGUCAAAAAACUGUUGCAUCGCGGAGUCAUGCGAACAUGGCAAUCAGAAAAUCUCCCGAAAUCCGGUUUCGUGAUUGUGCAGGACUCUCAAUCGACGGGGAAGCCAAGAGCGGUUCUCAAAGCUAGAACCCCGGAUCGGGUCGCUACAGACCCAAGAACUGCCCAUAUGGGUCAUGGAAAUGAAAUUAACAGAGUCCAUACCUUUAGAAAAGCUCGGGGGCAGCUACUGCAACUACCUCGUGUUGUACGCGAUAAACAUUCAGUGGGACCCCCACCGCCGAACGAGAUUGUAGUGUAUCCCAUGGGUUCCGAUGCACACAACUCUGUCGCUGACGCACUUAUAAAAAGUUAUUUUUCGAGCUUUGGCGAAAUCUCCCAUUUUGAAAGUUUCAGCGACCCCAGCAAUGCGUUGCCCUUAUACGUGUAUGUCAUACGGUAUACUGGUCCGCCCGGAAAUUUUGAUGCUCCUUACAAGGCUGCAUAUAAAGCCGCCAAGAAUUUCGAGAAUACUCAUUAUUUCGUAUCGGGGCUCAAGUUCGCCGUUGCUCUCAACAUCAAUCAUAAGUCGAAAAAUAUUGUCGACGCGAUCAUUGAAGAAAAUGCCAAACAAACCCUUAAGAUCAGAAGGCAAGUUGAACGACAGAAUAUUGGUAAGUCUCUGCCUGCAGGUCCCAAGGCAACAUUGAUACCGUCGGAUCUCGAAAGAGUUCUGCAAGGGAGGCCAUCACUAUACGUGUCCAAGAAAAUUAUAGCAAUUCACGGGCUGACUAUUGAAGAUUUCAAGAUCAAAUUAGCGAAAUACAAGUUUUCGAGAAUUGUACGCCACGAAUCGGGUUUUUAUAUUGUCUUCAAUGACAUUUCAGAUGCCAAAGCAUGCAUGUAUGUCGAAUCCGAUGUAUUAACCCUCAGCUCGAGAAGGAGACGGAAACCAGUCGUAAUAAGAUUCUCAUUGAGAGAAUCAACUUCACCUUCACUAGCCAGGGAUCAACAUGAACCGCACCGGAGCGCUAAGAAAGAAUAUACUUGCACCGAAGAGAUUGUGAAAGCCGCCGCCGAAAUCAUCAUACAAGAUUUGACUUUGGCUCUUAGUAGAGACUUGAAGAGGAGGGUCGUGGGACCUACGGUCUUUGACGCCUUGAGUCCUCAAAACUUCCCUGAAAUCCUUGCUCGCAAAGAGGAGGACGAAAAGAAGAGGCAUGAAUUAAGACGCAUCGCAGCGGCAACGAAACAAGAGCAACAGUCAAAGUCUUCUGCGUUUGAUAUCUUCAAUCUGUACGGGGCACGCUUUAGCAGCAAGACAAAUUCCAGAAAAAAUCAACGCAAAGCCACAAUAGCUGAAAGUGGCUCUAUGGAACUUCCACAAUCAGAUUUGAAGCUUGUUAAACCUAUGGCUCACUUGUUAAACGACGAUUCAGGUGUCAGUACGCCUUCAGUUGCGGAAACUCAGGUUGACGAAGCGGAGACCUCAAGUUCAUCUGAAGCGGAUGAGCUACGCGAAGGGUCUGAAAUUCUAGAGGAGCAGUUUUCUGAUGAUUCUGAGCGUUCUGGAAAAAGAGCCAAACAUGAGUCAUCUGAGGCAACAACUCCCGAAGCUGAUGUUGAGAAGUUCGUUUUGAGCAGCUCAAGAACCGAUGAGCUCAUGAAGAUACCUGAGAAAUAUCGACCAACGGCUUCUGAAAAACCAAGUACGAUAUUUUCACCUGAUCUGUUUGAUACUACAGGGCCAAUAUCCGCGGUUGAUCUACGCGAUGCUGUGAAGGAUGACGAAGACUUGGCAGUCUUGAGAACAUUGUUGAAAUCGGAGAGUGUUCAUUCAAUUGACGAGAGGAAAACUUUUGAACUGAGUUCAAUGUUGUACGCGAUGAGUCUUGCGUCUCAAGAAAACAAGAAGGUUUUUGCCCUGCAGAAUGGCGCAAAUGAUGUUGCAUUCAAUGAGUCUCUUAGAAGUGCUGCGGGCAGUUUCAAGGCUGAAGGGUUUAAAAAGAUAUCCGACAGACUCAAAAACUGUUAUUUACCACAUCGUAGGAAAUUGCAUCAACCGCUCAAUACCGUUUACCAUCAUCAAGAUGGUACAGAAGCUCACACCGAAGCACAUCGGGUAGACACCGAAAAGCCAGAUUCUGAUGGUCACCCAUCUGAGAUUAGUUCUUCAAGAGUAAACAGGGCUAUGAAUAGACGGUUUCAACAGGACAUCGAAGCCCAGAAAGCAAUCAUAGGAUCAGAAUCCGAACUUUUGACGCUCAAUCAGCUAACAAAGCGGAAGAAACCCGUGACGUUUGCUCGAUCCGCGAUUCACAACUGGGGUCUUUAUGCUUUAGAGCCCAUAGCUGCUAGAGAAAUGAUCAUCGAAUAUGUUGGAGAAAUACUUCGCCAGCCGGUUGCCGAAAUGAGGGAACGGACCUAUUUGAAAUGCGGCAUUGGAUCUAGUUAUCUUUUUAGGGUUGACGAGUCGACUGUAAUUGAUGCCACAAAAAAGGGCGGUAUUGCUAGAUUUAUCAAUCAUUGCUGUGAGCCCAGCUGCACCGCCAAGAUCAUCAGGGUGGACGGAAGAAAGAGAAUUGUCAUUUAUGCAUUGAGGGACAUUGCGGCUAAUGAGGAACUGACUUACGACUACAAGUUCGAAAGGGAGAUGGACGAUGAAGAAAGGCUCCCUUGUCACUGUGGUGCGCCAUCUUGUAAAGGAUACCUUAACUGA